AAAUGGAGCGCUUCUUGAGCUCGCUCUGGGGGCUGUCGCCGAAGAUAGUGGUGGUCACCGAACAGGAGUCGAACCACAACGGAGCCACGAUGAACGAGAGGUUCGUCGAGGCGCUCAACUUCUACGCGACGUUGUUCGACUGUUUGGAGUUGACGGUGCCGAGGGGGUCGACGGAGAGGAUGAGGGUCGAGAAGCUGCUGCUGGGGGAGGAGAUCAAGAACAUUAUAGCCUGCGAGGGGGUGGAGAGGAGAGAGCGGCACGAGAAGCUCGAGAGAUGGGUGCAGAGGUUUGAGGCUGCUGGGUUCGGGAGGGUGCCGCUGAGUUAUUACGGGCUGCUUCAGGCGAGGAGAAUGCUGCAGAGCUUUGGAUGCGACGCUUACAAGGUUAAGGAGGAAGGGGGUUGUUUCUUCAUGUGUUGGCAGGAUAGAGCUCUGUUCUCCGUCUCAGCUUGGAGAUGCAGGAGGUAUGACUGAAUAUUUUUCGGGUUAGUUUUGUUUGGUUGUGUGUAAAGUUUUGUUUGGGUUUUUGAAUGAAGGAACAGUGUUUCGUUUGGAUGAUGA
Messenger RNA from Asparagus officinalis (garden asparagus), 560 nucleotides. Its product is annotated as scarecrow-like protein 3. Gene Ontology annotation, biological process: regulation of DNA-templated transcription. The coding region runs from base 3 to 473 and encodes 156 amino acids. The record is from RefSeq and is a predicted model, not a curated record. Lineage: Eukaryota; Viridiplantae; Streptophyta; Magnoliopsida; Asparagales; Asparagaceae. The transcript has a single exon. Gene Ontology annotation, cellular component: nucleus. Gene Ontology annotation, molecular function: sequence-specific DNA binding; DNA-binding transcription factor activity.